This is a messenger RNA of Herpailurus yagouaroundi (jaguarundi), 947 nucleotides long. RefSeq names its product CEBPZ opposite strand (gene CEBPZOS). The transcript is spliced from 5 exons. NCBI's taxonomy places the organism in Eukaryota, Metazoa, Chordata, Mammalia, Carnivora, Felidae. Bases 292 to 534 code for a protein of 80 amino acids. The record is from RefSeq and is a predicted model, not a curated record.
GCUGUGUGAUAAAUCGUGUUGCCUGCAGAUGCCGAGCCGUGUCGGUUUCCAGCUGUAGUGGACGGAUGAGGGUUUUCAGACGCAACAUUUGCACGUUUAAGCUUGUGCACCCUGAAUCAGCUUCUCAGCCCGGUGCUUUGUGAACCCCCAUGACGCACAGCCCUGCUUUCCUUCGAGCCCAUUCGGGGACUGCUUUCUUUUAAACUUCGCCUAAGUUCUGUCCUUCUCCAAAAUCUUGUCUAAUCUUGUUCCUCCUCUGCUAGUUAGUAACCUAACUUCGUCGUGGACAGGAUGGCCCGCACUAUGGAACCACUGGCAAAGAAGAUCUUUAAAGGAGUUUUAGUAGUUGAACUUGUGGGCGUUUUUGGAGCAUAUUUUUUGUUUAAUAAGAUGAACACAAGUCAAGAUUUCAGGCAAACAAUGAGCAAAAAAUUCCCCUUCAUCUUGGAAGUUUAUUACAAAUCCAUUGAACAGUCUGGAAUGUAUGGAGUCAGAGAGCAAGAUCAAGAAAAAUGGCUGAAUAGCAAAAAUUAAGACCAGUCAUCACGUUCAGCCUCCCAUCUAAGCUGUUUGAGACCUUUGUGGGGAAGAAGAAAGAUGAACACACCAUGUUGUAGACUCCUGGCCCCACAGAACAAAACAGGAACUUCUGGUCUGCUAUGGCUUACUCAUGUCCCAUCCACUAUGCAAAUCCCCUGCUCUUGUUUGUUGCUUUCCUUCUGCAUUUAUUGUUAAAGAUUACUGUUUAACAAAUAAAAGACUAGGUCAACAAAGGAACAAAUACCCUAAAGAUUUUAUUUCCCCUGAACGCUUUUAUUGGCAAAAGAACAGAAGCCAGUAACAAUAUCAGAAAUUAUGUCUAUAAAGUACUUAUAAAGCUACUAAGCGUACUCACAAUAUAUAAAAACUGCCUCUCUAAAAGAAUUAAACAGUUUAAAGUAACUACA